GGAUUGACUACAAAAUGCUCAGUCAUUUGUCAGGAAGGUGUUAAAGCAUCCCCACUGAUUGCAGCUGAUCAUACUGUUCGCCUACCUUUGAUCUUGGAAGCUACAGAAAAGAUAAAGCAUGAUGGACUUAAGGAAGUUGCAAAAGACUUGAAACGACAUUUAGAUCUGUUCCAGAAACACAUUAAUCUUUGGAAGGACUUGUCACAUGUGAAGGUGAAAGAUGCGACAUUCGAAACAGGCUCUAUAUACUUGAUAUUUGAAUUUAACAGUGAUGACUCUUUGGAUGACUUCUAUGCCUGUACCAAGAUUGAAGGCAAUGAAUUAUCACGAUGCAUCUCAGCAUUUUUCGAUGAGCAAAGUCUUGAAUGGAUAGCUGGCUUGACUUUUGGUUCAGAGGUAAAAUGCAAGGUGCAGAUGACAAAACCAGAAUACUUGAAGGCCCAGUAUGACAUAUGUCCAGAAAAUUUCCCAAAGCAAAGCUCUAGAGAUGAACAGAAGAAAGAGCGCAAAAUAAAUGUUCAUUAUGAAGUUGUUACAGAAAAGGCAGAGGGAACUUCUGUUAAAGAGAGGGUAGAGCAGUAUGCCAAUUCCAGCAAAACUGAAACACAAAGACAGCCAGGGAGUUAUCCCCAUGAACAGAAUACAAAGGACAUUCAGACAGAAUCUGGCAACAAUAGGCAGAAUAAGCCAGAAGGUGAUGUAAAACAUGUAAGUAGUACAAGCAGCAAAUGCUCUAAGCAGCAAUGA
Messenger RNA from Mercenaria mercenaria, 747 nucleotides. RefSeq lists its product as uncharacterized. The record is from RefSeq and is a predicted model, not a curated record. Lineage: Eukaryota; Metazoa; Mollusca; Bivalvia; Venerida; Veneridae. The transcript is spliced from 4 exons. The annotation marks the transcript as partial.